Molecule: messenger RNA, 1967 nt
Organism: Bombyx mori (domestic silkworm)
Lineage: Eukaryota; Metazoa; Arthropoda; Insecta; Lepidoptera; Bombycidae
Gene: sing
Product: protein singles bar
Exons: 4
Coding region: 935-1480 (181 amino acids)
Cellular component (GO): membrane
Source: RefSeq, a predicted model, not a curated record
GGAUUUGCUCUUUGCAUAAUAAAAGGGGCAAAAUGUACUACAGUUUCUUCCAAAACUAUUUUAUAUUGUGCCGUUGUUAGACACUCAAUCACAAGACAUGGAAGGUUUCUUACGUGCAAACAUAAAUACCUCUCCCUUAAUAUAACCGAUCCUCCAGACUAUCUCACUAACUAAUAUAAAGAUAUUGAAUGGGUUGUAGUGUUUUUUUUAGCGUCUCCGCGAUUUAGUCCUUCCACUAACUGGCUUCAAAUAAAAUCUGGGCUCAUUACUUAAUGACUUUAGAUAAAUUUUAGGCAGCGGCUUGGCUGACCUCUAGCAUUGCCGAGGUCCACGACCGACGGCGACUACUUACCAUCAAGUGAGUGCUAGUCAACCGAAAACGAAGGUAAUAAAAGAUACAGAAGUCCAGGUUGCAGUGCAGUUGGCUAAUGGUUUUAGCUUUUGUUUCAUUCCAACCAAAUAUAGCCAUAUUGUUUUUAAGUGUAAUAAUUAAAACGUAAAUAGACAUUAACCCUCCUGAACGCCAAUGUUCUAUUUUGGUAAUAAAGGGACGUGCGUGUGGCAUGCACGAGCCACAUUCAAAAUUAGUUCAAGUCGAGAGCCACAUCUCUUUUAAAUCAAAUUAUUUGAAGUAUUAUAAAUACGACGUACAUUUCCAAUUCAUACAUCUAAAAAACAAUUUUUGAUUUAUGAAAAAAUAACGGGUCAAGAGUUCGGUGAACUUUUAUUGUGUGCGUAAAAUUCUAAAAAUAUUUUGCGGUGUAUGUGUUCCCGAAUGUGAAUUAGAACUUCCUGAACUUUUGCGAUGACGUGUAUCAAACAGGCGCGAAUACUUGUGUAAAAUUGUACUACAUUAAAAAACACGGCGGUUUUUACAAAGUAAAAACUAUUUGGUGUUUAGUUAAAUAAUUUUAGUUAUUUCGAUAACUUUACUAUGACCAGAGGUCCGACUAUAGUUCGGGUGGCUCCAGGGGGAGGCGGGUCAAGAGGAAUCAAGUGCUGCUGUUGUCGCUGUUGUGAGUGUCUCAAUUUUGGGUACUUAAUUUCAAAUCAUGGCAUCAUCAAGUUAGCCGAAGCUAUGCUCGGUGGUCUUUGCCAAAGUCUACUGGUAAAGUAUGGUAUGUCAGAAGCGAACAGCAUAGGAUCUGCCUUCCACAGUUUCUUGACAACAGCCUCCGCCUGUCUUCUUACGACAUCUCUUCUGAUCGCAUGCUACGUGUUAUCUUCAAAAACACAGCAGUUAAUACGGCAAUCCAUAUUUGAAUGCCUAUUUAAUGCUGUGGCGUGUUUCCUUUACUUCUCAGCGUCUUCGUACAUGGGAGUGGCAGUGAACCUUUAUUUGUACCAUCAGUAUGCUCUCGUUAAUAUGUACGCAGCCUAUCCUGCUAUGACGGCCGUUUACUACAUCGGAUUCAUUGUUGGAUUUCUUCACGGAGCUGAUGCUUUUAUUUCAUAUAAAUAUUUUAGAGGGGUUUACUAAAAUUUGACUAGGUUUUCGAAAUUAUUUAUUCGAAUCUCUUUAAAAAGAAGACUUUGCUUAUAGCUUUCCAACAAAAAAAAAAAAAAAAAACUGUUAAUUAGUUGAAGAGCUUAAGAGUUCCCGAGUACCAUGUACAUUUGUUCGUGCCUAUUCGUAAAAAAAAAAGUUCGUAUUCUUUAUAAUACCAAUCCAAAGAGCCAAAGUAAAGCAGAUUUAUGUAAUAUAGUUGAGGGGUUUUUAUGACCAGCCAGUAUCAUGAAGAGAGCAGUUCCAUGGCAACUUCUUUAUAGAUCGUAAUCGAAAAAGUAUUGUAAACUGAACAGGCUAAUCACGCAAAUUUAUUUUGUAUAUUAUUAAAGCCCUAAAAACUACUGAUUCUAAUUAACCCUUGUUUAAUGUAAUGCUUACUUUAACAAUCGAUAAAGCAUAAAAAGCAUCCUGUGUAAUACAUGACUAAAUUAAUAAAAUAAAGUAUUUUUGUACCGUC